Messenger RNA from Schistosoma intercalatum, 684 nucleotides. The record is from the annotation of a GenBank genome assembly. NCBI's taxonomy places the organism in Eukaryota, Metazoa, Platyhelminthes, Trematoda, Strigeidida, Schistosomatidae.
AUGAAUUCCCGUGAAUACAAGAAGGAUUGUAUAAUUUUUGAUGACAGUUAUGAAGGAUAUUCAGCGAAGAAUUUCACUUUACCAGAAAUCUAUGAAAAACAUAUUUCAACCAUUUUGAUUCCGGGUGGAAUGGUUCGAAGUCGUUUGGAAAGAAUGUCUAUUGAUAUAUUGGAUGAUUAUGAGAAAUCUGGUGUACAGUCUGUCUACGUGAUUUGUAUAUUGAAAGGAGGUUUCAAAUUUGCUUCUGAAAUAUGGAAAACGUUGCAAAAGUAUUCAUUUACGCGUGAAAAUUACAUAAGGGUUAGUAUUGACUUCGUCGCUGCAAGUACAUACGUUGAUGAUUCAGUAGGUCAUGAUACCAAAAUCACUCCGUGUACAAAUAUGGAGAAGUUCAGAGAUAAGGACGUACUCAUUGUUGAAGAUAUGGUUGACACGGGCACAAGUUUAAACGAACUGGAGAGAUUUGUGAAGAAAUACGAACCGAAAUCUGUUCGUUCAGCAUGUUUUUCUAGUAAAAAACAAACAAUAACUUUUCCUGGAUAUAAACCAACCUAUGUUGGUUUCGAAGUACCGAAUGUAUUCAUAGUUGGUUAUGGUAUCGACUACAACGAUCGCUUCCGUGAAUUGCCACAUGUCUGUGCAGUGAACGAUGAAGGUAAACGUGAAUUCCUUGGCCAAGGUUAA